Messenger RNA from Panicum virgatum (switchgrass), 2281 nucleotides. RefSeq names its product transcription factor BIM2-like. The transcript has 12 exons. Gene Ontology annotation, molecular function: protein dimerization activity; DNA-binding transcription factor activity. Lineage: Eukaryota; Viridiplantae; Streptophyta; Magnoliopsida; Poales; Poaceae. Gene Ontology annotation, biological process: DNA-templated transcription. The record is from RefSeq and is a predicted model, not a curated record. The coding region runs from base 355 to 1899 and encodes 514 amino acids.
CAGCCGAGCCGCAGAUCGCUGGCUGGCUAGCUACUGGUAGAGAAGGCGAGGAAGGGGAGAAGACGAAGCGAAGCGAAGCCGAAGCAACGUCGGUCGGAGAGGAGAGGAGAGGAGAGAGUGGCUAGCUAGAGAGAGAAACGCCUCUCGCGCGCGUACGUCACGUGAGAGCCCGAGAGAGGGAGGCAGGGAGCUCUCCGUGCGAUCCGAGGUGCUGCCUUCUUGUACAGGCGCGGCUUCUUCCGGUGGACGACGACCGACGACGACGAAGGCGGGGCUAUAGCUGAGGAGAAUUGGGCGGCGCGCGGGCAGCUGGCGUCCAUGGCGAGGCGGCGCGGCGAUUGACGGGCGACGAUUAUGGGCAUCCAAGGGAACAAGGCGGCGACGCACGAGCACGACUUCCUCUCGCUGUACACCGCCGCCACAGCUAGUAAGGACGCUCCUCUCCAGCUCCACGACUCCAUGCCACAUCCUCCCUCUCAAGGUGGUAAUUUCUUCCUGAAGACGCACAACUUCCUGCAGCCUCUGGAGAAGCCGGGAGCGCCGCCUUUGCUGCCCGCCGCCGCCUCCGGCGCCGAAAGCAGGCAUCGCCACCCGCAGGUGCCCGCCGCCGCCGCCACCUCCAAGCAGCACGCGCUGCCCCUGCCCGGCGGCGUCGGCACGUUCAGCAUCUGCCCCGCACCCGUCUCGGUCGCGCCACCGGCGACCGCCGCCGUCGUCAAGGCGGAGCCGCCGCUCGUGCUCUGGGGCCAGCCCGCGGCGGCGCUCCACCAGCCGGCCGCGCGAGGGCACCAGCAGCAGUGGGCGCUCCCCUUCGCCGGCGCCGGGCAGCCCAGGCCGCCCCCGCCGCCGCAGGAUAGGAAGGGGCGCGGCGGAAGAGCCGCGGUCAUGGAGUCCGGCUCCAGAUCCAGCGGCGGCGCGGGGUUCGACGACGACGACGGCCUCGCCGCGCGCCGCGAGGUCUCCUCCUCGCUCCAAGAGUUGACAGUAAGGGUGGACAGGAAGGGUGGAAGCUGCAGCGAUGGUGGUACAGAUCAGCGGCCAAACACACCACGGUCAAAACACUCAGCCACAGAGCAGCGCCGACGCAGCAAAAUCAAUGAUAGGUUUCAGAUACUUAGGGAGCUGUUGCCACACAAUGAUCAAAAGAGAGAUAAAGCAACAUUUCUCUUGGAGGUUAUUGAAUACAUACGGUUUUUGCAAGAGAAAGUACAAAAGUACGAGGCUACAUUCCCAGAAUGGAACCAAGAAAAUGCAAAGAUGCUUCCAUGGUCAAAUAUGUAUUUUCGAUCAUUCUGGAAAAAUUCGCAGAGUAAAGGACAAAUCCCAGGAGAUUCCCUGCCUGACCCUUCACAUUUCAUGAGAAAUGGAUCCUCACCUGGAUCUAAUUUCACUGGGAAGCUCGAUGAUAAUCACAACAUGGUGACAUCUGCUGCAUCAGGGGCACAGAAUCAGACUGAAAAUGAUCACAUGGCUAGCGUGUGCUACAGAUCAGCUGAAACUCCGGCAAUUAUUACAAAUAAUGCUUUAUCUCAGUCCCAACCCCAAUGGACAGAUCCGUCCCCUGUGGAUGAUUGUGCAGUGAACAGUCAAAUGCUUAACAACCAGCAGUUGGCAAUCGAUGAAGGAACAAUCAGUGUAUCCAGUCAAUAUUCCCAAGAGUUACUUAAUUCGUUGACUCAUGCCCUUCAAAGCUCAGGUGUGGAUUUGUCCCAAUCCAGCAUCUCUGUGCAAAUCAACCUGGGCAAGCGAGCAGUCAAGAGACCUGCUGCUGGUUUACCCUCCAAGGAACCAACGGACCCAGCAUCUAGCGACGAAAUAGGUCAGCAGCUGGCAAUGUUGGGUGGCGGCGCUGAAGACCUCUCUCAUGCAGCAAAGCGGCAUAAACCGGGCAACAGCUGAUGAUGGUCCCUGCCUCGCUCCCGGACCCGAUUGAUCAUUCUUUCCUUCCCAGCCAACCAGCCAACGGGAGGCUCUUUUGGAUUGGUUGUACAUUUGUGCUAGCUGUGAAAGGCUCCGUGAUGAAGGAGGCCCCCGCUGCAUUCGUUCAUUUGAUCGCUCCCGCCGUCCUCUUUAGUCCAUUGUUCACUUAGAAAAAAAACAAAAAACCCUGGAGCUUCCAUCGCGGAUUGUGAAGCCGCUCUUGUACACAGGCUUCCAUUCAUAUGAGAAGCUUCCCCACCCUGACAAACCUUAUGCUGUAGGCUUGUAGUAAACCUGUAAUAUAUCUCCAACAACUGUACCGGACUGCCUGUUAGUCAAGUUGCUCGUUCUCUUGGGAGUA